Molecule: messenger RNA, 1185 nt
Organism: Bombina bombina (fire-bellied toad)
Lineage: Eukaryota; Metazoa; Chordata; Amphibia; Anura; Bombinatoridae
Gene: CERS6
Product: ceramide synthase 6
Exons: 11
Coding region: 1-1185 (394 amino acids)
Biological process (GO): ceramide biosynthetic process
Cellular component (GO): membrane
Molecular function (GO): sphingosine N-acyltransferase activity; DNA binding
Source: RefSeq, a predicted model, not a curated record
AUGGCAGGUAUCCUAGUUUGGUUUUGGAAUGAAAGGUUUUGGUUGCCACACAAUGUAACCUGGGCGGAUCUGAAGAAUACUGAGGAAGCUACUUUUCCUCAAGCAGAGGAUCUGUAUCUAGCCAUUCCCUUGGCGUUCUGCAUCUUUAUGAUCAGACUGUUCUUUGAAAGGUUUAUAGCUAAACCCUGUGCUUUGGCUCUGAAAAUUCAAGCCAGUGGACCACAGAAGGCCCAGCACAAUGCUAUUUUGGAAAAAGUGUUCACCGCCAUCACAAAGCACCCUGAUGAAAAAAGGCUGGAAGGGCUUUCCAAGCAGCUAGACUGGGAUGUGCGCAGUAUUCAACGCUGGUUUAGACAAAGAAGGAAUCAAGAAAAGCCGAGUACUCUUACACGGUUUUGCGAGAGCAUGUGGAAAUUUACAUUUAAUCUUUAUAUAUUUACGUAUGGAGUCCGGUUCCUUAAAAAGACACCAUGGCUGUGGAAUACAAGACAGUGUUGGUACAAUUACCCAUAUCAGCAGUUGACACCGGACCUGCAUUAUUUUUAUAUUGUUGAACUAUCGUUCUACUGGUCCCUAAUGUUUUCUCAAUUCAUCGACAUCAAAAGAAAGGACUUCGGCAUUAUGCUGCUUCAUCACCUUGCGACAAUUUGUUUGAUUACCUUUUCCUAUGUAAAUAAUAUGGUGCGGGUAGGUACGUUGGUGAUGUGUCUACAUGACAUGGCUGAUGUCCUACUAGAGGCAGCUAAAAUGGCCAAUUAUUCCAAGUGUCAAAAAUUAUGCGACCUUUUAUUUGUCAUGUUUGCUUUGGUCUUCAUUAUUGCAAGACUCGGAGUGUUUCCUUUAUGGAUACUAAACACAACAUUAUUUGAAAGCUGGGAAAUUGUUGGUCCUUAUCCAUCCUGGUGGGUCUUUAAUGUUCUGCUCCUUUUACUACAAUCGCUGCAUUUAUUUUGGUCUUAUCUAAUUAUCAAGAUAGCCUGCAAAGCAAUUUCCAAAGGCAAGACUGGAAAAUGGAAUCCUUUACAUGUUUCAAAGGAUGACAGAAGUGAUAUUGAAUCAAGUUCAGAUGAUGAAGAUUCAGUAUCUCGCAUAAAAAAACCACACAGUCCCACCACCAAUGGGAUCAACGGUGCAAAUGGAAUGAACGGAUAUCUUAUUGGAGCAGGAUGUUCCGAAGGACAUUAG